Molecule: messenger RNA, 411 nt
Organism: Limulus polyphemus (Atlantic horseshoe crab)
Lineage: Eukaryota; Metazoa; Arthropoda; Merostomata; Xiphosura; Limulidae
Product: histone H3
Exons: 2
Coding region: 1-411 (136 amino acids)
Cellular component (GO): nucleosome
Molecular function (GO): DNA binding; structural constituent of chromatin; protein heterodimerization activity
Source: RefSeq, a predicted model, not a curated record
AUGGCUCGAACAAAGCAAACUGCUAGAAAAUCAACAGGUGGAAAAGCUCCAAGAAAACAGUUAGCAACCAAAGCAGCAAGAAAAAGUGCUCCAGCAACUGGAGGUGUUAAAAAACCUCAUCGUUAUCGUCCAGGAACUGUUGCACUAAGAGAAAUCAGACGGUAUCAGAAAUCUACAGACAUGCUUAUCAGAAAAUUGCCCUUUCAGCGAUUGGUUAGAGAAAUUGCUCAAGACUUUAAGACUGAUCUGAGGUUCCAGAGUUCGGCAGUCUUGGCCUUGCAAGAAGCUGCUGAAGCUUACUUGGUGGGACUUUUUGAAGACACAAAUCUAUGCGCUAUUCAUGCUAAGCGCGUGACAAUUAUGCCGAAAGAUAUCCAGUUAGCUCGACGAAUUAGAGGGGAGAGAGCGUAG